AUGGAAGUCGGUAUCAUCGGCUCGGGAAUCAUUGGCCUCUUAUCCGCUUUGACUCUCACCGAUGCUGGCUACAAAGUGACCAUUGUUGCGCGCGACCUGCCAGGAGAUGAAAGCCAAGACUGGGCAAGCCCUUGGGCCGGAGCAUCGAUUUGCCCUCAUCCAGACGUCGGCGGCAAUUCUCUCCAAACGGAGAAUUUCAAAUUCUUCUGGGCAUUGGCGCACAGAGACCCCACGAGCGGUGUUCAAGUACUUAAAGUGACGGAAUACUACGACGACCGAGAUGAUGACUCAACGAUCUGGUACAAGACCAUUGUGCCGCACUAUCGCCGAAUUUCCACAGACCAACUACCAGAAGGAGCCAAAAUAGGUUUCACAUACACUUCUAUGACCAUCAAUCCAACUUUUCUCCUGCCAUGGCUCAAGCAAAAGCUGGAAGCCCGUGGUGUGAAAUUCAUCCGCAAGACACUAGCCUCUAUCGAAGAGGCCAGAGCAAUCACCGGGUCUAAGAUUGUCGUGCACGCGUCGGGCCUCGGCGCGUUUACUCUCGCCGGUGACAAGGACGUGGAGGCGAUUCGUGGGCAGACGAUGUUUACGGAGACGGACUAUGCAGAGUCAAAGAUGCAUCAAGGCUCUCAUUAUACUUACGUGAUUCCGCGGAUGUUCACGAAGGGUGCGAUCAUUGGAGGCGUGAGCCAGCCUGGCAAUUUGGACCGCAGUGUGGAUGAGACUCUCCGUCCGGAUAUUCUCAGACGAGUGAAGAAGCUUACUAACGGGGAGCUUGAUCCGCUGACCCUGGAAAACAAUGUACAGAAGGACAUUGUGGCUUUCCGGCCGGGAAGAAAGGGAGGAUAUCGUCUGGAAGUUGAGGGAGAUACGGUGCAUGCGUAUGGAUUUGCAGGUCUAGGUUAUAUCUUUAGCUAUGGGGUGGCCACGAAAGUUAGGGAGUUGGUUGAUUCGAUAGGAAAGAGGGAUGCAGGUCAAAGAAGCCGUCUCUGA
Aspergillus steynii IBT 23096 is the source of this 996-nucleotide messenger RNA. RefSeq names its product FAD-dependent oxidoreductase. The transcript has 3 exons. NCBI's taxonomy places the organism in Eukaryota, Fungi, Ascomycota, Eurotiomycetes, Eurotiales, Aspergillaceae. The coding region runs from base 1 to 996 and encodes 331 amino acids. Gene Ontology annotation, molecular function: FAD binding; D-amino-acid oxidase activity. The record is from RefSeq and is a predicted model, not a curated record.